UCUGGUUUGCCAUCUCUACGCGGCAAGCUGCUGCUAAAAUUUACAAAACAAUUUGAAUUAAAAUUAAUUAAUUAAACGCGCAAAUAAAAAAACCACAACAAGAUACAAUGUCCGAUUCUGAAUCUGCUGGUCCGCGUGUGAAGCGCCAGCGAAUAGAUAAAAAUGGUCGCUUUGCCGCCAUGGAGCGACUGCGUCAACUGAAAGGAACGAAGAACAAAUGCCAGGUGGAGGAGCAGGUCGAUGAUGUCUAUGAAGUGGUGGAUGAGCGGGAAUAUAACAAGCGGGCCCAAGAGAAAUAUGGCAAUGGCGAUUGGAUAGAAGAUGAUGGCACUGGCUAUACGGAAGAUGGCAGAGACUUCUUUGAGGAUGAGGAUGAGUACUCGGAGGAGGAGCAGGAAAAAGGCAAGGGCAAAAAGGCAGCCAAGGGCCAAGGCAAGCGACCACGUGAGUCGGAUAAACCAGUCAAGGGCAAGGCAUCCAUAAGGAAUCUCUUUAGCAAUGCUGUGCCAAAGAAGCAGGACAUUAAGAGUAGUGUUAAGGAUGAUGAUAUCCUAGCCGACAUCCUGGGUGAUAUAAAGAACGAGCCUGGCGACGCUCAGGCAACAAAAGUGAUUGCACCAGCCAAAAUGCUGCGCAAAGUGGAGGCAGCAGCUGCCAAAGAUUACGUCAAUAGCUUCUUGAGCAACAUCAAAAGCCAAAAGGAGGAACGUCAAAAGGAUGACAAUGAAAUGCUGGAACGCAUCUUGAAGCCCAAAGAAACGAAUCCACAGAAAAAGACCACGCCUGCUGCUGCUCCUGCGUCUGUUCCCAGCAUUCAACCAAUUAAAAAGGAUGCCAUAAAGAAGGAAGAACAAGAUAUGGAUUACAGUUGUCUAGAGGAUGAUGAGAAUCAAUUUGAGCUGCCCUCUCCAACUAAACCAGCUGUGUCUGUUAAGUCUGCUGCAUCUCCACCUCCUGCUGCUGCUCCUCCUCCUCCAGCUCCUACUUCUGAGCCCGAGGACAUGAGCAAAUUGUUAAACAAUUGGGAAUCCAUUUGUCAAAUGGAUGAUGAUUUUGAAAAAUCUGUUUUAACCACUGACCAAGAUGCCUCUGGUUCCACUUCCCUAGCCAACGAUGAGGAACAGCUGCGUUUCUGGUACUGGGAAGCCUGGGAAGAUCCUCUCAAACUACCCGGUGAAGUAUUCCUCUUUGGACGCAUGGCGGAUGGCAAAUCCAUUUGUGUGCGAGUCCAAAAUAUCAAUCGAGUUUUGUAUCUACUGCCCAGACAAUAUCUACUAGAUCCCAUUACCAAAGAGCCAACUAAGCAAAUGGUUACCGUGGCCGAUAUCUAUAAGGAAUUCGAUACACAAAUUGCAGCCGAACUCAAGCUGGAUAAUUUUCGUUCUCGCAAAGUUAGCAAGAACUUUGCCAAUCAUGCCAUUGGCAUUGAUGUUCCACAGACCUGUGAUUAUCUAGAGGUCCAUUACGAUGGCAAGAAGCCAGCCCCGAAUGUGGCUAACAAGAAAUAUGAUUCGAUUGCCCAUGUAUUUGGUACUACAACGAAUUCAUUGGAACGUUUUCUAUUGGAUCGCAAGAUUAAAGGUCCCGGUUGGUUGCAAAUCAGUGGCUUCAAGACGAGUCCUGCCCCGAUGAGUUGGUGUAAAACAGAUGUCACCAUUAUAGAGCCCAAGAACGUGGAAUUAUUCCAUGAGAAGGGCAAAGCAGCUGCGGCACCGCCUCCCUUGACUCUGCUGGCUCUCAAUGUGCGCACCUCAAUGAAUCCGAAAACUUUAAAGAACGAGAUCUGUAUGAUCUCCAUGUUGACGCAUAAUCGUUUCCAUAUCGAUCGACCGGCUCCGCAGCCCGCUUUCAAUCGUCAUAUGUGUGCCCUGACGCGACCGGCAGUGACCAAUUGGCCCUUCGAUUUGCAGCUACAAUUGGGCAAAUAUAAAUCAACGAAAAUCUAUAAACAUGACUCGGAAAGGGCUUUGCUUAGCUGGUUCUUGGCUCAGUAUCAACAAAUCGAUCCCGAUCUUAUAGUCACAUUCGAUGCCAUGGAUUGUCAAUUGAAUGUGAUUACGGAUCAGAUUGUGGCAUUGAAAAUACCCCAAUGGUCACGCAUGGGUCGCUUGCGAUUGACCCAAUCCUUUGGCCGGCGUCUCUUUGAUCAUUUUGUGGGUCGCAUGGUGUGCGAUGUAAAACGCUCCGCCGAGGAGUGUAUUCGUGCCAGAUCCUAUGACAUGCAAACUCUCUGUCAGCAGGUUCUUAAAUUACAAGAGUCGGAACGAAUGGAUGUCAAUGCAGAUGAUCUGCUCGAGAUGUACGAGAAGGGCGAAAAUAUAACGAAACUUAUAUCGCUAACCAUGCAGGAUGCCUCCUAUAUGCUCCGAUUAAUGUGUGAACUCAACAUUAUGCCUCUGGCCUUGCAGAUAACCAAUAUUUGUGGUAAUACCAUGACGCGAACCCUUCAAGGUGGUCGCUCCGAACGUAAUGAAUUCCUUUUGCUGCAUGCCUUCCAUGAGAAGAACUAUAUCGUGCCCGAUAAGAGGCCAGUGCGACGAGGAGGAGCAGCCAAUGCCAUCGCAGAUAAUGAUGCCACAACAGCUCCAGGAGAUGCAACGACAGCUGGACGCAAGAAGGCUGCCUAUGCUGGCGGUUUGGUGCUGGAACCCAUGCGAGGAUUAUAUGAGAAAUUUAUACUCCUAAUGGAUUUCAAUUCUCUGUAUCCCAGCAUUAUACAGGAGUAUAAUAUAUGCUUCACCACAGUCCAACAACCUGUAGAUGCGGAUGAGUUGCCCAUACUGCCGGAAUCCAAUGCUGAGCCGGGUAUAUUGCCAUUGCAAUUGAAACGUUUAGUGGAAUCGCGACGUGAGGUCAAGAAGCUGAUGGCUGCCCCAGAUCUGUCGAGUGAAUUGCAUAUGCAAUAUCAUAUCCGGCAAAUGGCACUUAAGCUAACGGCCAAUUCAAUGUACGGUUGUCUUGGAUUCGCCCAUUCGCGUUUCUUUGCCCAACACUUGGCUGCUCUGGUCACGCAUAAGGGACGAGAGAUUCUCACGAAUACCCAACAAUUGGUGCAGAAACUGAACUAUGAUGUGGUUUAUGGUGAUACCGAUUCCCUAAUGAUCAAUACGAAUAUCACCGAUUACGAUCAGGUCUAUAAGAUUGGCUAUCAAAUCAAACAGAGUGUAAAUAAGUUAUACAAACAACUUGAAUUGGAUAUAGAUGGUGUCUUCUCGUGCCUUCUGCUGCUCAAGAAGAAGAAAUAUGCCGCUGUCAAGGUGAGCAAGACCCCCAAGGGUGUGCUGAAACGUGAACAGGAGCACAAGGGUCUGGAUAUUGUGCGUCGCGAUUGGUCCCAAUUGGCCAUUAUGCUGGGCAAGGGAGUACUCGAUGAGAUUCUCGCCGAGAAGCCUCUGGAAGAGAAAAUCGAUGCAGUGCAUCAUCAAUUGGAACGCAUUAAAGAUCAAGUUCUGCAAUCGGCUGUGCCAUUGCCAUUGUACGUCAUUACCAAGCAAUUGACCCGAGCUCCUCAAGAAUAUGCGAAUAGUGCAUCCUUACCACAUGUCCAGGUGGCCCUACGCAUGAAUCGCGAAAAGAAUCGUCGCUACAAAAAGGGCGACAUGGUCGACUAUGUUAUCUGUGUGGAUGGCUCCACAAAUGCGGCCAUGCAACGUGCCUAUCACUUGGAUGAAUUGAAGACAAAUGAGAACUUAAAACUAGAUACAAAUUAUUAUUUGGGCAAUCAAAUUCAUCCAGUGGUCACUCGCAUGGUUGAAGUGCUAGAGGGAACCGAUGCCAGUCGCAUUGCCGAAUGCCUAGGCUUGGAUGCUACCAAAUUCCGACAGAAUGUCCAAAGGGUGCAACGUGAGAUGACAGAACAAUCAGAGGGAGAAUCUCUUCUGAAGACCACUCUGCAGCGUUUUAGGCUCUGUGAACCAUUCCGUUUUCCCUGUGUGGCCUGCAAGACAGAGCAAUUGAUGGCCACUGCUUAUCGUCCAGGACCGAAUUCCACGCAUGUCCCAGUGCUGCAGCAUUGCUCCAAUACGGAAUGUUCUACCGCACCCCUACAAUACUUGGCAUACAUAAGAAACCAUUUGCAAUUGUCCAUCAAGACGUAUACCCAACGUUUCUACAAAAAUUGGCUUGUUUGUGAUCAUCCCGAUUGUAAUUAUAAUACCAGAACGUUUACAGCCAAAAAGGAAAUGAGAAGGCCAUUGUGUUACAAGUGCAAAAGUGGAAGUCUCUUGCGACAAUAUACGGAACAAGAUCUUUAUCAACAGCUGUGCUAUUUGAGAUUUAUGUUCGAUCUAAACAAACAGCAAGUGCAACAGAAAUCCACACUAACGCCGGAACUAGAGCAGGCCUAUCGUUAUCUAUAUGAAGCUGUUGAUCAGCAAUUGCAAAGCUCUGCCUAUAAGGUGAUCUCUUUGAAGAAAAUCUUUGGCCAUUCAUUGGCACGGAUGACCUUGCAAACAUCAGUCAAACCUCAUCAGCUUCGGGAUGAUCUGAUAGCCAGCACUUUGGCCGAUGUCUAAAGCUAAACGUAAUGUAAAUUAAACUUUAAUUUUUAUUUUCUUUUCAUAAUUAUUAGUAAUAGACCCUUUAAUAUUAAUAU
Drosophila willistoni is the source of this 4594-nucleotide messenger RNA. It is a transcript of the gene DNApol-alpha180, whose product is annotated as DNA polymerase alpha catalytic subunit. The transcript is spliced from 6 exons. Lineage: Eukaryota; Metazoa; Arthropoda; Insecta; Diptera; Drosophilidae. Bases 108 to 4514 code for a protein of 1468 amino acids. Gene Ontology annotation, cellular component: alpha DNA polymerase:primase complex. Gene Ontology annotation, molecular function: DNA-directed DNA polymerase activity; single-stranded DNA binding; purine nucleotide binding. Gene Ontology annotation, biological process: mitotic DNA replication initiation; leading strand elongation; DNA replication. The record is from RefSeq and is a predicted model, not a curated record.